Messenger RNA from Vitis vinifera (wine grape), 3261 nucleotides. RefSeq lists its product as uncharacterized. Gene Ontology annotation, molecular function: phosphoprotein phosphatase activity. Bases 351 to 1889 code for a protein of 512 amino acids. The transcript is spliced from 5 exons. The record is from RefSeq and is a predicted model, not a curated record. NCBI's taxonomy places the organism in Eukaryota, Viridiplantae, Streptophyta, Magnoliopsida, Vitales, Vitaceae.
CCCACUUUUACACCAAGGCCAAUCUCAAUUGGAUCUCCCCCACCCUGUUCGUCUAUCAACUGCACGCUUUCUCACCUGCUCCUGCUUCUGCGCUCAACUCGCUGUCACAAUGUCCUAACUCAGAAAGGGGUGGAAAUAAUUAGAAUAAACUGUUUACAUCUUCUGAAACUAACCAGGAAGAGGCUACACGGAGAAAAUAAAUUGUGUGGAGAUUGAUCUAAUGAAUGGAAGUGUGAUAAUUUCUGAACAGAAAUCCUGAAACGUCUUGGAGAAACUAAACUGAUUCAGUUGAGAAUCCUGCCCCAGAAACUGAUUCAUAUCUACAGUCUUCAGUCAGUAUUUGCUUAGAGAUGGAUUUGGAAGUGGCACCCUGUGAUGCAAGCUCUAGUCUCUGUGCCCAAAAGAAGAGAAAGAAGCACAAGCAAAGGCACAAUUCCAUGGAAAAUAAUCAUACAGAUCAUGGUCAUCGGGAGGGUACUUCUUCAAUGGAGAAUAGACCCCUUGGUAGUGAUUCACCUCAAGAGCCUCCAGAUAAUAGCAGUGCAAAGCUGGAUCUGGAAGCCCAACUUGAUUCAGAUGUGAAAAGGUUGGAGAAAAACAAAGGCAGAAACAAGCAUGAGAAGAGACGUUAUUCUCUGAAAGAUAAGGCUUUAGGCUAUGGUGCUUCAGAAGAGGGUACAUCUUUAAAGAACCUAUCAAUGGAACAAAAGUCUGCAGUUAACACACGCUUAAAUUUGGAAAAGACUGAACCUAGUGCAGAAGUGGGUUCAUCUCAUAAAAAGACUAAUAAGGGAAAAAGGUGGAAGAAGAGGCAUAAUGACUUCAAAAUUAAUGGUACAGAUCAUGAUCUUCGUGAGGGUGGUCAUGUGCCUAGCACAGAUUUAACAAUUAUCAACCAUUCUGAAAAAGCGGAUGUGAGUUUUAUUUCAUAUCCUAGUUCAAUAAAGAACCAUGAUGACAAAGCUGAUGAUGAUGCUGCUUUGCUUGAAAUGAAAAAUGAUGUUAAUAUCAAUAAGAGGAAGACAAAAAUCAAAACCUAUGGCAGGAGAAAGACAAGGUUCUCCAAUUCCUCAGAAAGUAAUUUGGAAUCUAUGAAGGAAGAUGGUAUGAGCUCCUCAACGCAGGUUGUACAAAGUAAUUCAACUGGGGUGUAUUCUUUUAAACAUUCACUUAAUGACCCUGGAUCUGUCCUUUCAGGGAAUAAGUUGGCAAGGCUCCGGGUGGAAGAUGGUACCUCAGUACAUCCUCUGAAAGAUAUUGCAAUGGAGGCAGCCUUUGUUAACUGUUCAGAUAGUAAACCUACAUCUGAGAAAAGGAAGAAGAACAUGGUGAGCAAUUUAAAAGAUGCUACUGAUGAAACUAGUUUUGUAAAGAUGCCAGUUAUCCCUGCUGGGAACUCUGAACCUGUAAAUGGGGUUAAGCUAGAUAAGAUGAAGGGUGCAUUGCAGGAUGAGGCUGAGAACGUGGAGGAAGAAACUGAGGUGAAAGAAAUAAUUCCUUCUUCAUCACAUUUAGGUGCUAUAAAAGAUGAUGUCAAAAUAGUUAACAAAGAGGAGAAUCCUCCACAUACAUCACAAUCUCUUCCAGAAAGAGCUGUUAGUUGCCAUUCCAGAAAGAAGCUCCUUAUACUUGAUGUGAAUGGAUUACUUGCUGAUAUUGUUCCAUAUUUUGUUGAAGGAUAUAAACCGGACAUAGUAGUUUCACGGAAAUCAGUUUUUAAGAGACCCUUCUGUGAUGAUUUUCUGCAGUUUUGCUUCGAAAGAUUUGAUGUUGGUGUUUGGUCAUCAAGAACCAAGAAAAAUGUGGAUAUGGUGCUUGAAUUUCUUAUGGCAGAUGCCAGACACAAAUUGCUUUUUUGUUGGGAGGUAUACCAGGAGCACCAAGUCUGAUGAUACUUUCCCUCUUUUACAAAGUUUGGAAGUUCUCUCUUAGAAGCUCCGUAAUUGAUUCCCUUUUGUUUUCUCCAUGUGUUCAAACAUGUGAAAGGGACCUAUUUUAUUCAUGUUUGAGGGGAAUUUGCCAUUGAAGGUGACUUUUCUCAGUUUAUGCUUUCUUAUUUCACAGAUCCAUGGUCCAUAUAAGUAUACUUACAGUCGCACAUCACCAUAGUUCCCUUUUAAUUACACUAUAUUGGUUAGGACAGAAAUUGAAACUUUCGUGUAAGAGUAUUUUUGUGAAUUCUAUGCAGAAUCUAUGCAUUAAAAUGUUGCUUUGUAAAGUUGAAUCAUCAAAAUUCUAGUGCUCAGUAAUAACAUAUCUAUGAUAUGUUGAAUGUUUGUAUUUGACUCCACUACCUGAGUAUUUUUCGUGAAAUUGGUUACAUAGAGUAAUAAAGUAAUAACAUACUUUAUUGUUAUAAUAUAUGUGUGGGCUACACAAUAUGGAGAAAUUAGAGACAAUACAUAUUAUGUUUUAUAAGUUGACAAGCUCAUAAAUAAUCUUAGUAUAUUAUUUUCAGUUUGGAGUAUCCAUGGUAUGUGUUACCAUUUGGGUGACACUUUGGGAAUUCAUAAGAAUAUAUACCCAUUUUUUCAGAAAUUCUGUGUGAAGGCCACCUUGAAUGUGUUAAGUUUUCAAAGAGGGUUUUAUGUGGUCCUCAAACUCAAUUGAAUAUCCUUAGGAUUCGAUACUUAUCAAUACAUGCUUUCCUGUAAGCAACAACUCGGGUUUUAUAAUCUCAUGUUUGUAAUAUGUUAUUUCAUUAUCAUUUCCGUUUUGAUGAGAAUUGCUUUUAUCUCCUCUGAGUGGAUGUUAGUUUGAAAGAACCUUUCACUCCAUCCAUAAGUUCUAGAAUUUGAAAAAAAAAAGAAAAAUAUAGACCAUUUUGUCAUUGUUGACACAAUAAAAGUCUUGCCUGUCCUGAGGAAGGUUGGCUGCAGUUGAUCACCACAUUCAUAUCUAUUUUGAUUCUUGUUCUUGGGAAAUGCUUCUUUCUUAACUAUGUUUUAUUGUUUUUUCUGCUUAAAUCUGAAUUUUUAACUAUUCUGCUUCUGGCCAUAAAACCAUUCAACAAAUCAUCAAAUUUGUAGCAAAUUCAAAGCUGAAAUGAGGUUAUUUUUGGUUUGCUAUUUAAAUUUUAUUUCUGUACCUGUAAUGCUGAAAGCUUCAGCCACUUGAACUUUUCACAAUAACUGUAUCUAAGCCAUGCCAGCAUUGCUGAAUUAAUGACUCUAUUAGCCAAGCCACUUCCUUUUCUUUGAUAUGUAUUAGCAACUUCAUGCUUUCAGAUAUGGUUUUAAAUGUGUGAAUGACCAUUGAAUC